CAACAACACCACUUCCUUCAUCAACAACACAGACGACGUCCCCUCUGACUACUACAACCAACACAUCCCUUUCCAGUGUCACCAGCACACCUCAGAUGAUCUCAGCGAUCUCUACAGAUAUAACUUCAACUAACACAGGACACACAUCAAUAAUGGUUAUCCAAAGUUCUAAUCCAGGCACCACACGAACUUCAAAUGGACCUCCCACCGCAGGGACAACAUCCAAAACCUCUACUCAGGAAUUGUCUUCACAGUCUCCAACCCACCAGACUGGAAGCACAGAGACCUCCAGUGAACUGCAAACCAGCACCCUCACAGAUGUGACUACGUCAAAACACUCAGCCUCCCAAAGUGGAUCUACCCUGACGCUGACAGUGACUCAGGGGACAUCUUCUUCAGGAGAUUCAACUACCUCAGCUGCCUUCAGUGUUGGAAGCUCACCUACUAUCACUUCACAGGUGACCACCACAAAAACCUCCACAGGCUCCACCUCAGGGAACCCAGAGAACCCACAGGAUACUCAAACCUCUGCAACAGUAACCACAGAAAUCUCAAUGACAUCUCCACCACAGAAAGAGUCAACAGUGUCAACACUCACAACCUCUAAUCAGGAAUUGUCAACAUCUUCUCAGAUCGGCCACACUGGAACCAUGGAGACCAGCAGCAAUCCUCAAAACAUCCCUCUCACAGAGGUGACCACAUCAACUCUGUCCUCUUCCCCAAGUGACUCAACUCCAGCACAGACAGGGUCCCAAGGCACCUCAUCUCCAGAGGCACCAACCAAUCCAUUCACUUCCAGUGUUAGCAACACAAACCCAACCAUGUCAGAGAUGCCAACUGCAGCACCCUCCACAGACUCCACCUCAGGAAAUACAGGGCACACAUCUCCAGCUGUUUCUCAAAGUUCCACAUCUAUCAUCACCACAGUCUCAAUGACAAAUUCACCAAGUGUCCUGUCAACGGUGACAUCUUCCAUCACCUCUAAUCAGGAAUCAUCAACCUCUUCUCAGAAUGGCCACACUGGAACCAUGGAGACCAGCAGCAAUCCUCAAAACAUCCCUCUCACAGAGGUGACCACAUCCACUCUGUCCUCUUCCCCAAGUGGCUCAACUCCAGCACAGACAGGGUCCCAAGGCACCUCAUCUCCAGAAGCAACAACCAAUCCAUUCACUUCCAGUGUUAGCAACACAAAACCACCUACAUCAGAGAUGCCAACUGCAGUACCCUCCACAGACUCCACCUCAGGAAAUACAGGGCACACAUCUCCAGCUGUUUCUCAAAGCUCCACAUCUCCCAUUACAGGAAUCUCAGUGACAAAUUCACCAAAUGUCCUGUCAACGGUGACAUCUCCCAUCACCUCUCCUCAGGAAUCAUCAACCUCUUCUCAGAAUGGCCACACAGGAACCAUGGAGACCAGCAGCAAUCCUCAAAACAUACCUCUCAAAGAGGAAUCUCAAUGA
Messenger RNA from Peromyscus eremicus (cactus mouse), 1460 nucleotides. Its product is annotated as mucin-4-like. NCBI's taxonomy places the organism in Eukaryota, Metazoa, Chordata, Mammalia, Rodentia, Cricetidae. Bases 96 to 1460 code for a protein of 454 amino acids. The record is from RefSeq and is a predicted model, not a curated record. The transcript is spliced from 2 exons.